Molecule: messenger RNA, 579 nt
Organism: Fonticula alba
Lineage: Eukaryota; Rotosphaerida; Fonticulaceae
Product: Ras-like C3 botulinum toxin substrate 2
Exons: 4
Coding region: 1-579 (192 amino acids)
Biological process (GO): small GTPase-mediated signal transduction
Molecular function (GO): GTPase activity; GTP binding
Source: RefSeq, a predicted model, not a curated record
AUGCAGGCCAUCAAGUGUGUCGUCGUCGGUGAUGGUGCCGUCGGUAAGACUUGUCUUCUGAUUUCUUACACCACCAACGCUUUCCCCGGCGAGUACAUCCCCACUGUCUUCGACAACUACUCCGCCAACGUCAUGGUCGACGGCAAGCCCAUCAACCUCGGCCUGUGGGAUACCGCCGGCCAGGAGGACUACGACCGUCUCCGCCCCCUCUCCUACCCCCAGACCGAUGUCUUCCUCAUUUGCUUCUCCAUCGUCAACCCCUCUUCGUACGAGAACGUUCGCAGCAAGUGGUUCCCUGAGAUCAGCCACCACUCUCCCAAGACCCCGAUCAUCGUUGUCGGCACCAAGCUCGAUCUUCGUGAGGAUGUUGAUACCAUCUCUCGUCUCAAGGAGAAGCGCCAGGCUCCCACCACCUACCAGCAGGGUCUCCAGAUUGCCAAGGAGAUCGACGCCGUCAAGUACCUCGAGUGCUCUGCGCUCACCCAGAAGGGCCUCAAGAACGUCUUCGACGAGGCCAUCCGUGCCGUCCUGGCCCCCCGCUCUCCCCGGAAACAGAGCAAGUCUUGCCUCCUCUUCUAA